AUGAGUACCGAGAAAACAGAUACGGGAGGAAAUACGCUCGCUUCAUUAAAGUUACAACGCACAACAAUGAAAAGAAAUAUAUCACAACUGAAAGGGAAAACAGACAGAGAUGGUGACUCAUCUGAUUAUACUAUUUUGGAAUGUCGACUACAGAUUUUAGAAUCUUACUUCAAACAAAUAAGCCACAUUCAAACACAAAUAGAGAAGUUGUAUGAUUCUGAUAUGGCUCGAUCAGAUUUAGAAGAGCUGUUUAUUUCUGCCAAGGCACCAUUGGUAAGUCUUAUGAAUCAAAAACGUAGUUCUGGAGAUAUUGAACAAAGCUUUUUAAAUUCGUCUCAAUCAUUUGUAUCUCAUCAAAAUCGUUUGCCCCAAUUAAAAUUACCUAAAUUUGACGGAAAAUAUUCGGAGUUUUCUCGAUUUAUAAGCACAUUCAAAACGGUAUCGCAUCAUACCACUUUACACAACCCAAACUUCCAAACAAAAACUGAUUCAAAUAAUACUUCUUGUUCAUCGGACUCAAGUCAUUUGCCUUCGACUCAAAAUAAUGCUUCGUUUAAUUCAUCCAUUCAACAACCACAUUCCUCGUCUUUUCAACCAUCGUCUUCGUCAUCGCACCAAUUAUUUGUUCCAACACCAACUAAUACAUCCUCAACUCAUUUAACAAAAACGUCAUUUGUCAUUCGAAGUCGUCAUAUAAAUCUGCUUCCGACAGCAAUUAUUUUUGUUAAAGAUUCAUUCGGUUGUCUACAACCUUUUCGAGCCUUAUUGGAUUCUUGUUCAGAAGUAAAUCUUAUCACCCAAGAAGCUGCAAAUCGUCUUCGUUUAAAACAAAGUAAAUCAACUCACGAAAUUUCUGGUGUUUCUGAUAUACGAACUCAUUUGAAAUACAUGAAGAAUUUAUAUUUAGAAAAACGACUUUACAAAGACGAUAAUUUACGACAGAUGUAUUUCGAUUUUAUGGACGAAUACAUUGAACUUGGUCAUAUGUCACCUGUAACAUUCAAUCGUUUAGAUUCCUCGCAUUAUGUAAUUCCUUAUCAUCCUGUUUUGCGCCCUCAAAGUACCACAACAAAACUGAGGGUGGUUUUUGACGCAUCUUGCCGCACAUCUUCUAACAUUUCUUUGAAUGAGGCUCUAAUGGUCGGCCCAACAAUUCAACAGGAGCUAAUAAUAACAAUUUUGUCGUUUCGUUUAAAUAAACUAGCCCUAUCAGCUGACAUCUGUAAAAUGUAUCGACAGUUUUUGAUGGACGAAAGAGACCGAAAUUUUCAGCUAAUUUUAUGGAGAAAAAACGUAAAUGAGCCAAUCACAUUAUAUCAAUUGAACACCGUAACAUAUGGCACUUCAGCUGCACCUUUCCUUGCGGUAAGAAGUUUGGUUUUCAUCGCUGAUUUUUACAAAAAUGAAUUUCCUAUUGGUUCUAAAACUCUUAAGCAAGAUGUUUACGUUGAUGACUUGCUCACGGGGGCAGAUAGCUUUUCUGAACUUUUAGCAAAAAAAUGUGAAGUUGUCGAAGUUUUACAAAAAGCCGGACUACAACUGUCAAAAUGGAAUUCAAAUUGCCCAAAUAUUGCUCCCUGCGACGGUGAACUACAAUUAAAAACAAAUGACGAACACAUUGCUAAGGCACUUGGGAUGUCAUGGAAGCCCAAGGACGACGUCUGUUGCUUUCGUUUUGAUUUAGCAGUUAUAGAAGUCCCAACAAAAAGAUCGGUUUUGUCAGCUGUAGCAAAAAUCUUUGAUGUUCUUGGUAUACUCAGUCCUAUUAUAAUUUCUUGCAAGAUUCUGAUUCAAGAAUUAUGGAAACAAAAGUUAGAAUGGGACGAACCACUUAACGAACGUUUCUCGAAUCGCUGGCGGAUAAUUGAACAGGAUUUUCCAAAUAUCAACAAAAUUGAAAUCCCUAGAUUUGCAGGUACAUCUCCAAAAACUCAAUUUGAUAUCCAUGGAUUUGCGGAUGCCUCUCAAUUGGCAUAUGGAUGCUGCAUCUAUGUGACUCAUAAAACUGAUUUAAAAUCAACUUUGCUCAUAGCAAAAUCAAAAGUUGCUCCAGUGGUUCACCAAUCCUUGCCGCGAUUAGAACUUUGCGCCGCUUUAUUGCUUAGUCGAACUUGGGACAAAAUCAAACAUAAGUUUGAUGCCUUUACAUAUAGAAUUUUCUUCUGGUCUGAUUCAAAAAUAGUUCUAAGCUGGCUUACUAAUCACUCGUCGUCAUAUAUUUGCUUUGUAGCUAAUAGAGUAUCAGAAAUACAAAACUUAACUCACAACAUUCCCUGGAUGCAUGUGCCUUCGAAACAAAACCCUGCAGAUGUGGUGUCGCGAGGCUGUCUUGCCAAUGAUUUAAAUAAUACAAUAUGGUUUAAUGGCCCUCAAUUCAUUUUGGAACCAGAUAUAAAUUGGCCCAAAGGUAAUAAUGAAGUUGUAGAACUUCCCCAACAAGAAAUAAGGAAAACUAUAUUUAAAACUACUAUCGUAACCGAAUCAAUCAUCGAUCAAUUAAUUUCUCGUCAUUCUUCGUAUCUUCGCAUUCUUCGUAUCGUCGCUUAUAUUCAUCGUGUCUUCGACAAAACACAUCGGAAUUUCUUUGUAACCGCUGAGGAACAACAAUCAUCGUUUUGGAGAAUCGUAUUUAACAUACAACAAUCAACAUUUAAGGAACAUAUUGAGCUACUCAACAAAGGAAAAAACUUACAACCCAGCUAUCAAAAGCUUGCUCCAUUUUUAGAUAAAAUUCAGUGCUGCAAUUCAACUUUAAUCAUCGUUCGCGUGGGUGGUCGGCUAGCAAAUGCACCGUUAUCAUACGACACCAAAUUUCCUGCCCUUUUACCAAAGGGUCAUCGUUUCACUAAAAUCUUCAUCGAGUAUCUCCAUCGCAAACAUCUACAUGCUGGUCCAAAGGCGCUUCUCGGAAUUCUUCGCCAACAAGUUUGGGUAAUCAACGCAAGAGAGCUUGUAAGAAAAGUUGUUCGAAAUUGCGUACAUUGCUUUAAGUAUAAUCCUCGUUUAUUACAACAACUCAUGGGCAAUCUUCCUGCUGAUCGUUUAAAGGCUCAACGUCCUUUUCUUGUCUCUGGCGUCGACUUUUGUGGUCCUUUCUAUACCUCUUAUCGUAUUAGAGGAAAACAGCCUUAUAAAACAUAUGUUGCCAUUUUUGUUUGCUUUACAUCUAAAGCCAUCCAUAUUGAAUUAGUAUCAGAUCUUUCUACUAAUACCUUUCUUUUAUGUCUUAAAAGAUUUAUAGGUCGUCGUGGCAUCCCCGAAAAGCUUUAUUGCGAUAAUGCAACAAAUUUUGUUGGCACCAAUACCAAGCUACAAGAGUUCAAACAACAUUUCUUUAAUGAGGCUAAUGUCAAGCAGAUCAUGCACUACAGCUCAGUUACUGGAUUCAGAUUUUUGUUCAUCCCUCCUCGUUCCCCCAUUUCGGUGGCCUGUGGGAAUCUGCUGUUAAGUCAACAAAAACUCUUCUCGUCAAAAACAUGUCUCGAGUCAACCUAA
Calliphora vicina (urban bluebottle blowfly) is the source of this 3495-nucleotide messenger RNA. RefSeq lists its product as uncharacterized. The transcript is spliced from 3 exons. The record is from RefSeq and is a predicted model, not a curated record. Gene Ontology annotation, biological process: DNA integration. Lineage: Eukaryota; Metazoa; Arthropoda; Insecta; Diptera; Calliphoridae. Gene Ontology annotation, molecular function: nucleic acid binding. Bases 1 to 3495 code for a protein of 1164 amino acids.